Parnassius apollo (apollo) is the source of this 444-nucleotide messenger RNA. The record is from the annotation of a GenBank genome assembly. NCBI's taxonomy places the organism in Eukaryota, Metazoa, Arthropoda, Insecta, Lepidoptera, Papilionidae.
AUGUGCGCAACUAAAAUUUCGCACUUUAUGAAGCAGUACUUGCCCAACAAGCCUCAUAAAUGGGGCUUCAAAUUGUACGUGCUCUGUUGUCUGAUGGGUUACGCAUAUUCAUUUGAAAUUUACUCAGGAACUCAUGACUACAAAAGACUACCAAAUGAGCCAAAUCUUGGAGCAGUUUCAAAUACAGUGGUGCGUUUGCUUCGACCUGUACCGAGAAAAGUAAAUCAUAUAGUGUACUUUGACAACUUUUAUUCAAGCCUGACUCUGUUUCAUCAUUUGCACAAGGAAGGCAUAUAUUGCUUAGGUACAGUUCAAAGAAACAGAUUAGGAAAAACCUGUAAGCUACCAAAAAAGGAAGAUGUACAGAAAACAUCUGUACCAAGGGGUUCGUACGACGAGAAUGUUGCUUCUCUUGAUGGUGUUGAGUUUGCAGCGACUAGCUGA